Molecule: messenger RNA, 765 nt
Organism: Desarmillaria tabescens
Lineage: Eukaryota; Fungi; Basidiomycota; Agaricomycetes; Agaricales; Physalacriaceae
Product: translation protein SH3-like domain-containing protein
Exons: 5
Coding region: 1-765 (254 amino acids)
Biological process (GO): cytoplasmic translation
Cellular component (GO): cytosolic large ribosomal subunit; ribosome
Molecular function (GO): RNA binding; structural constituent of ribosome
Source: RefSeq, a predicted model, not a curated record
AUGGGUCGGGUCAUUAGGGCACAGAGGCGCUCGCAUGCCAUCUUUAAAGCGCACACUCGUCUUAACAAGGCCCCCGCUCGCCUUCGUGCGCUCGACUUUGCGGAACGUAACGGCUACGUUCGUGGAAUCGUGAAGGAGAUCAUCCACGACUCUGGCCGCGGUGCACCCCUCGCCCGAGUCGUUUUCCGUGACCCCUACCGCUACAAACUCCAAAAAGAGACCUUCGUCGCUACCGAAGGCCUCCACACCGGCGCCUUUGUCUACUGUGGCAAGAAGGCCACCCUGGCUGUUGGAAACGUCCUCCCCAUCGGUCAAUGCCCGGAAGGUACCAUUGUCUGCAACGUUGAGGAGAAGGUCGGUGACCGUGGUGCCCUCGCACGUACAUCCGGCAACUACGCAACCGUCAUCGGACACCAGCCUGAUGAGAACAAGACCCGUAUAAGGCUGCCAAGUGGUGCGAAGAAGACUGUCUCUGGGGGCGCUCGUGCAACCGUUGGUAUUGUCGCUGGUGGUGGACGUAUCGACAAGCCUCUCCUCAAGGCCGGCCGGGCAUACCACAAAUACAAGGCUAAGCGUUACAACUGGCCCCGUACUCGUGGUGUUGCUAUGAACCCCGUGGACCAUCCUCAUGGUGGUGGUAACCACCAGCAUAUCGGAAAAGCCUCGACGAUCGCCCGUUCUGCCGUUCCUGGACAGAAAGUCGGUCUCAUUGCUGCUCGUCGGACUGGUCUCCUGCGUGGUACAGUCAAGGUCAAGGAUGUUUAA